UCAUAUGCUGGAAGUUGAGGCUACGAAAAUCGCACUAAAUCUGCCAAGGGUUUGUAGAGAAGCGGAGCGGAUCGUAAACCCUUGGUUAGCGAAAAUGUAGACGUGCGUAUGUAGACCUUCCUGUUAUCGCCAAUAUCUAUUCCACUAAAGUUUACACUGCAAUGUAAAAAUAUGAACUAGAGGAGACAUUUAUCACUAAAUACAGUUUGUACAUGUAACUUGACUAUCUCUCUUUCUCCCUCUCUCAUUUUUCUCUUUCCCUAUCUCUCUUCCUCUUUUUCUUCCCCUUCUUUCUUUCUCAAUAACAUUUAAAGGUGCGAGAUAGAGUUUGGUCUCGGUCUACAUGUCAUUGAAAUGCCGAGGCCAAUCAUCAGAAUACUUGGCUCUGUAAUGUGAUCUCUGAUAUAGCGAAAUGGUACCUGUAGGUAAUAUACAUACUUCACAGUACACAAACAAGUCAACUAAGGCAUGUAAAUACGCGUAUUAUGAAGGGUUAACGAACAGAUGGAUGUUCGAGUAGUACGCCAUUCCUUUAAUACCAAUGGAGUCGAGACCCCGAAAGGGACUGAGGUAUAUUCCUUUUUAAAAGGCACAGGUCGAUACGAGUAUACCAUAUAUUGACCUGCUUAAAAUUUGCCUUUAUUAGACUCCUUCUUCCUACUAAUGGACACAGCGAUUGUUCAAUAUUGUAAAGAAUUGGGGUGUUCCACGAUCGGAUGAUUUGAAUGUAAAAGUAACAAGUAAUGACACGUAAUGACCACUAUAAAAUCACGUGGCUGUCUGACUGGGUGUUAGACAUUUUAAGGAUACUAAUAAAUUUUGAACCAGCGAUGUUUACAAAGAUACACUACAGAUAGCGGUUACAAUGCAGAUAAUUUGGUCACAGAUAGAUAUACUUGGGUAAUACACUUUUUGCAGAUAAUGAGUUCCUUUGAAACAACUCUGUUCCAAAUCCUGGUGUUAGAUCAAGGUUGACCUAAAACAAUGGCGUUAAAGAUGGAUUUUAACUUAUACCAUGUUCUUGCAGAUGUCACAUAGUUACCUUUCUGUAGACAACCCUGAGUUUGUCAAUAUCUGCGUAUUAUUGUGUACCCCUUCCGAAAGGGGGGAUGGAGUGAAAUAUUGUAAUAUAUAUAUAUAUGAUGAAUUUUUUUUCUUUUCCACAUCACCCGCUUAUAGCAAACUAAUUACCUACUUUCGAUUUGCAGCUAUAUGUGUUCAGUGCAUUUAAAACCAAAAAUUUACGUUGUUUAAAAAGUUUAAAUUUUAUUUGUUUUACGACGAAUAAAAUUAAACAAGUCCAGAAAUUCUCGAAGUUAACUUCUUGUCGGCUCGAAUAUUGGCAUGAAGAGGUCAUUGAUAUGGGAGGAAACUAUCUUAAUGGCGACAUAAGUUACUGUCAGAAUUUGCAAGUAGAGCGCAAACUAACUCUGACGUUGGGACUAUUGUCCACCCUGGUCACUUUAUAGAGUUAAGAGGAAAUAUGUUUCACUGAUCUAAGGAAAUCAGUGACAUGAUUUCAUCUAAGUAAUAAGUUUUGUAUUACAGUUGAUGAAACAACAUUCAAACCAUUUUUUUUGCAUGGAUCACGAACUAGAAGAAAACAGUCUUGUUUAUAUUAAUUAUAUAUCGAAAAUUUUCAUAAAUAAGACUUCCGUUACAAAUAUAGAAUUCGUGGUAAUUUACAACGUAAACAAUUUAAAACGAAAGUAGAUACAUCAACGUAUUUUCCUAAUUUUUUCACAAGGACUGCAGGUAAGCGCUCUGACUUUAUAUUGGUAAACUUUGAAUGCACAUAAUCAUGCAUUUGAUAUACAUGUACCUGCAUAGUACAUAUCAUUUUCAUAAUUAGUGCAAAGAAUUUUGAUCUGAAGUAUGUAUUUGAGUUUCGUUUUCAUACAUUAACAUUAAAUCGAUAAAAUCUUGUUAAUACAUAAUAGUCUCGGUUGUAUACAGUCAUGUUUAGGGAAUUCAUACAAGACUCAUAAGGAAACGAACGAUUGAGGAAAAAAUGAAAUAAAUUCAUGAUCUGAACAUAAAAUCAAAUGGCAAAGUGCCAGAGGAUGAUAAACCCGCGGAAAGAUUACAAAGCAUUAUAUGUAGAUAGUGCCUAUGGACAUUUUAAACAAAAUCCAUUACAUUGUUGACAGCUGUCGAUAUCAAAAUAAGAUAUUAUUGUUCAGGUAAGUGAUUUUUGAAAAUCAACUUCAUUAAAGUUGAGUGGAGCGGUUAUUUGAAAAAUUAUAUUCUGGCAUUGUGUUAAGAAAUGAGUAACCGACCUUGUCGUCAAAAAUUAUCCCAAUUUGAAAUCAUUCCAUUAAUCAGACAAACAUUGUUCUGUGUGUCUGAAAUCGGGGUACAAGUGAAUGCACAGGUGUAUGUAAAAUCGCUGAGUAUUUUAUUCUUUAGAAGAAAACAAUAAUUAAACUGAUUGGUCAAAAGAGACACUGAACACUUACUCAUACUUUAUUUUCCAUUCUUAAAAAUAUCUUCGAUUUAGUUGAAGAUAAAAAUAGUAACGCUAAAAAAUCGCCCUUUAUUACAUAUUAUAGGGUUAUUGAACUUAAAUAUCGGUCUUGUUGGAUUUGAAAAGUUCGAGAUUAUGUAAGCGAAUUUCCACUCCCAACGAUUAAUUAAUCAAAUAUUGUUUAACGUCCCUCUUGAGAAUCCUUCACUCGUGGAGACGUCACCGCUGCCAUUGAAGGGCUGGAAAAUUUAGGCAUUUGCUCGGCGCUUACGGCCUUUGAGUAGCCUCGUGUUUCUUUUUUUUUUUUUUUUUUUUUUUUUUUUGAGGUCUCAUCCGAAGGACCGCCCCAUUUAGUCGCCUCUUAUAACAAGCAAGGGGAACUGAGGACCUAUUCUAAUCCGGGUCCCCACGGGAUCACACCCAACGAGAGCCAAUAUUCACAAAUAUAAGUUCAAUGAUUCCUUAAUGAUUUAGCAAAACCAUAUUUCAGGGGCCGAUUUCACAAAGCUAACUUAAUUAAGACUCAUUUAUAUCUUAGGAAAAAACUUUUUUCUAAGUUCAUUAUCUAUUCGUUUCACUAACUUCGUCUUAUCGUAUAAAAUGUCUAGGUUAUGUCAUAACGUUUAAAAAAUCGAUGACUUAGGAACAAACUAAAUAAGGCGGCUGCAUAAUCGAAGCGAGCGGGUAUUUUAAGACAGAAAUAACGCAAUGGACUUCAUGGAUGAUCGUGAGGGUUAAGAAUUCCUUGACAUUUGAUGCAGGGUAUCUGUCAGGAGAUUGAAAAUGACGUUGCAAGAGUGAAAACCUAUGAGAAAGUUACAUGUAUUACCACUCUCCCUCAAAGUUAUGGCUACUUUACAGGUUUUCGCUAGCUACGGUUACAGAAAAUAUAGAGCACAUAUUUGACUACAUCACAAUCGGAGAUACUUUAUAGACCUUGAUCAGCUGCGACAUUGGUAAUUUAACAUGGACAAACGCGUGCUCAAUAAUGUAAACAUCAUUUUACUAGUUUUGCAGUUUACUUUGAAUUUAAAAGAAAUUGGGACCAUAUGGGGCCUUUACACUUUCUUUACAUCUUAAGGCCAUAGUAGAAUACGCACGUGAAAAAUAGAUUUGAAUCUAGAGUAAACUUAUACAUGUGCAUGUAUGUAAUUGAUUUCACCCCGUAGACUAAAUACAUGAAUCAUGGCCGAGGGUUUACGAGUUGUCCGCGGUCCAGAUUGGAAUCUUGGAAAUGAAGACAAAGGAGAGGGACACGUCGGCACAGUUGUCAAGGACAACGGGGACCAAACAUAUGACGUUGUCUGGGAUAUGGGAGGAAAGUCUACGUGCAGAGUUGGUAAAGGGGGAAAGUUUGAUCUUCGCAUUUUGGACAAUGCGCCUGUUGGAGUAAAGCACCUGUCUCGAACUUGUGAGGGUUGUCAGAAACGUACAAUUAUCGGCGUGCUUUGGAAAUGUGCCUCUUGUAAUGAUGUUAACUUAUGCACUCCGUGUUACUACCAAGACAAGCAUGAUCUAAAUCAUCCGUUUCAAAGGAUUGACAAAAUCCAUGCUACCAGUGUCGACGUUCCCAAGAGAGCCAACAGCGUCAAAAUGAGAGCACUUGGAAUUUUUCCAGGAGCAGAAGUCACUAGAGGCCCCAAUUGGGAUUUUGGAACUCAGGAUGGUGGGUCUGGAAAGAAAGGAAAUGUGGAGGACCUACGUGGAUACGGCUCAGAUGUCGGUGGAAGAAACGCAGUGCGUGUGCGCUGGGUAACUUCAGGGGAGGCAAAUGUUUACCGUAUCGGAUGCCGUGGAAAAGUUGACCUGCAAUGUGUGAAAGAGGCUCCGGGGGGACACUAUUAUCGAGAUCAUAUCCCUGUUGUUGGGAAGUCUGCACAGACGCAACAGAGGGGUGAAAGGAAAAUAUCUGCGGGCGAAACAUCGGAUUCUCUGCUGAAGAAGGGAGACAAAUGUGUCAUUGAUAUGCCAGAACAACCUUUGAAAGAAUUACAGAGAGGACAUGGAGGGUGGUCUAUUAGAAUGUCAGAGUGCAUUGGAGAAAUAGCUGUCGUGAAAGAUUUCCCUAGCGAUACCACUGUGGAAGUGGAAUACAAUGAAAGAAUUUACCAGUUCCAUGCAGGGGCAGUCCGAAAGGUUUACGACGUUAAAGUUGGUGACGUUGUGCAAGUCCUGAAGGAUGAAUCAAAAGCUCUUUUGCUCCAACGAAACCACGGUGGCUGGAAUGACGACAUGAAAAAGUCACUCGGUAUGGUAGGCAAGGUGGUCAAGAUAGACUCGGAUGGUGAUGUGGCCGUCGCCUUUGGUAACCAAGCUUGGGUGUAUAAUCCUGGAUUGCUGAUCCCUGCAAAUGGACGAAAAGUCGAUGUAUUGGAUGAUGAUGAUGAAGAAGAAAACGAACCGGAAGAUCCCUCUGGAUCGAGAGAUUCGCCCGAACCUGAUGUUAGACACCAGAUAGGUGGAAAUCUUGCUCAACUAAUGGCCCAUCUUGUUCUCCUCGAAGCCUUGGGUGCAAGACAAACAAUUGGUCCGCAAGAAAUGUUUAACGCAUGCGCAAAAGGAAACGUCAGUGCCGUGAAUCAAAUGAUUCAGAAAAAGAAAGAUCUGGUUAACAGCUGGUACAAAAACCUGACCCCUUUAAUGGUUGCCGGACACACAGGACAUGAAGAUAUUGUGAGGCUAUUGCUGCAGAAUGGGGCCAAUAUAAAUGCUGCAAACGACGAUGGAAUGACACCACUACUAGUAGCCAUAGCAGGGAAAGAAGAGGGCACCGCUAUUCUUUUGAUAAAGAACAAAGCCGACGUGAAUGUCAGUAACAAAAAUGAUCGGACUGCUGUACAUCUGGCCGUGGAUACGGGGCUGUUCCCAGUCCUUAAAGCUGUGCUGGAGGCCGGUGCCAGUCCCAACAAACAGGACGUGGAAGGAGAUACCCCACUGCAUGACGCCAUUGCCAAACGAAGUGAUAGGGCAGUCGCCAUUUUGUUAAGUCACCCACAAAUAAAUCUAAAAAUUGUUAACAAAAGAGGACAAAUACCACUGAUGUGGGCUGCCUUCAAAGACCAUGAUUUCGCUGUGGAACGGUUAGUUGCCAAGGAUCCGAGUCUUGUGAAUGCAAAGAAAAAUGACGGCUACACAGCUUUGCAUAUUGCUGCGAUUAAUGACCACACAGAUUCUGCGAACGUGUUAAUAUUAAAGGGUAAAGCUCAAAUAAACGCAAAAAAUUCACAGGGCUUAACACCGCUGCAUCUAGCCGCACACGAAGGAUAUGAUGACAUGGCGAAGGUUUUGAUUAUGAAUGGAGCCGACCUUAAUAUAGAGGACAGUGAUGGUGACACGCCGUUACACCUGGUUCUAGGCGGACGUCAGCAAACUGGAGGGAACGAUGCUUUUCUCCAACUUUUGGGCCUCACUCUUAAUCCGAGUUCUCAGAACCAAGAGCGAUUCAAUAUGGCUGCAUUGAUGAUUCAAAAGGGGGCCGAUUACGAGGCUAAAAACAAUAAAGGCAACACGCCGUUGGAUGUCUGCAGGAACGCAGAACUAAAAAGGGCCGUGGUCAACCUUAUACAGAAAACGCGAGCUAGUAGGCCGUCCACGGGUCGGAGAGGAGGGGCUGGGCAAUCGACCUCUGCUGCUGAGGUUUUGCAGGAACUGUUCUCCGAGCUGCCCAUCCCUUGUGUCCGGUGUAAGGACUCCAUGGCUAACACCCGUCUCAUUCCCUGUAAGCACAAGGUCCUCUGUACUGACUGCUCCUUCAGUGUCCAGCAGUGCCCAAUGUGUCGGCAACCCAUCAGCAAAAGAACCGAUCUGCAGGGUAGGAUACUUGAACCUUGUCGUGUACAGUAAGAGGAAGACGUGCUGAUUGUGACAAAACCUCUAAUUACGCCUUCAAGGAAGAGCUAUCACUAACAAAAAUGAACCGAGAUUGAUCUAUACUAAUAGCUGUUGUAGACUGUCUCAAUCAUUGGGGCAAUUAUAACCGAUUCAGAAAUUUUUUUAACUUCGUCUCGGAUCCUAAUGAUCAGCGUCAUAGCUUGUUUUCAUUGUAUUUCAUUUGACAUUUUUAUUGUAAAUACGCGGUAGCAGGAGAUGCUUACCCCUCUUUGGCACCUAAUCCCAUCCCUUGUGUGUCCAGAGGUCCGUGUUUGUACUACUCUUCAUUUUGUAUUCUUUGUGGGAAUUAUGAGAUUCAUCACUGUUAUCUUCACUUUUUCAUUCAGCUUAUUACAUACUUAGUUUCAGAUAAUACUCUUUGCAUGCAUGAAACAAAAGAUUUCAUUAUAAUUGGCAUAUCAUGUCCGACCAUUAUUGACCUUUAUACAUGUAUAACCCUAACAAAAUUUUUCCUUCAAGCUCACUUAUAAAAAUGUAUUCUAAUGUAAGUAUAAUUUGAACUUCAAAUUCUAUGUUUUCAACGAACUAUUUUCUUUUUUUAAAAUGAAAUAUAUUUAUAUAGUCUUAAUAAAUGGUACCUCUCCGUUUGUUAUAUUUUAACUAUAUUAUUAAAGGCAUAGUGUCUAUCUUUUAUCUCAAAAAUGACAUCACAAUAUUUUGCAAGAAGAACUCCAAAAAACAAAUUUGUAGUAUUAAUUAUGAGUUAUCUAUAGCUGCAGCGCUUUGAAAUUGAAGUCAUUUUGGCGUUUUAGCCCAUUACAAAAAUGUUGUCUGAAGGACAAUAUAUUAAACUGAUACCCCGCUGAUUGGUGGCUACACACAAACAUAAGAGAUGCGAAGUCAACAGGAUACCAGUUUAGGCAAAUGAGAACAGGGAAUUAUUUUGUAAUUACUAUCGUAUCCAAUGUGUUUGUAAACAUUCUGAAGAACUGUUUGUUUGUGAUUUUCUAGUUACGAUCUUAAAUUUCACCAACUUUUUUGAAACAUGCAAAAUUUCACUAAUAUCUUAGACCCUAUGCCUUUAAGUAUCUAAUUAAGUAUGUAUAUAAACAAACAACACGUACUCUUUUCAUUAUCACACUCCGUAAGCGCCUGAGGGCUGAAGGCAAAUUAUUUCUAAUAGUUUCAUUGUUACUGUGUAUUUGUUUCACCUAUGAAAACAAAGAAACGUUGUUGUUAAUUCAUAUCCAUAUUACAUAUUUGACUCUCUCAAUGCUUAUAAAAUGACCGGAAUAUUGAUGUGUGUCUGUUACAUAAACAUAAAUCUUUGACCCCUCUAUAUCUAAUAAUAUAUUACAUCAAGUAGGCCUAUGUAUAUUAUAUAUGUCUAUAUCCAUCUAUCUACAUGUAUCUAUCUAUCUAUUUAUCUACAUUGAAUAUAUCUCCUGUGUGUAAAACAAAAUGAUAUAUAAAGUAUCCCUGUAACCUCACGUCUGAUGUGAAACACGGUAUUACUUGUUUAUUUAUGGACUUGUAUAUUGUUGAUUCUCUCGAUGUCCGAUUUCAAUGCUGUGUUAGAAAGAACACGACUGACACCACGAUGUCUGACUCCACGAUGUCUGAUUGAUUGAUUCCCUGAUAUCUGAAGUAUUAAUCCAUCAAUAUUGUGAUUUAUAACUACAUCGUAUAUUAAAGUUAAAAUAAGUCACCGUGGAUCCGUUAACAUUGGAUGCAAAGUAUUAUAGAACGUAACGUAGAUCCUUCUGUAGGUUUAAUGUAAAAUUAGUAUAUUAUUGUGUAAAACUAGUAGCUUUUAUUAGCAAACCACUAUACUCUACGUACAUUAAUAUCGAUGUUUUGGUAUCUAAUGAAAACAAUGUAUAUGUAGUAUACAAUAUAUCAUUUAGUGUGUGUUGAAAAGGAUAUUUUAUGUAAAACAAUGUUAACAUAUUUGACCCUUGCAUUUGAUACUGAUGAUUGUGUAGAAUACGGAUAAUAUUGAUCUGAUGAUCUGACGUAAAGAUUGUAGCUAUCAUUUUCUUUUUAACCUGCGUGUUGAAAUAAAUUGUUUUAAUUUUGA
Molecule: messenger RNA, 8378 nt
Organism: Ostrea edulis (European flat oyster)
Lineage: Eukaryota; Metazoa; Mollusca; Bivalvia; Ostreida; Ostreidae
Product: E3 ubiquitin-protein ligase MIB2-like
Exons: 19
Coding region: 3653-6310 (885 amino acids)
Biological process (GO): protein ubiquitination
Cellular component (GO): cytoplasm
Molecular function (GO): protein binding; ubiquitin-protein transferase activity; zinc ion binding
Source: RefSeq, a predicted model, not a curated record